AUGGCUUCAAGCUGUUUUACAGGGGUAUCUGCACCAGUUUUUUCUAGUGAAAAUUAUGCAGCAUGGGCAGUGAAGAUGAAAGCCUACUUAAGAGCUUUUGAUUUGUGGGAUGUGGUUGAGAUAGAUAAGCAACCAAAUCCACUGCCAGAAAACCCAACACUGAAUCAAAUUAAGCACCAUUCUGAAGAAGUGGCUAAGAGAUACAAAGCUUUGUCUUGUAUCCAUUCAGCAGUUUCAGAGAUGAUGUUUGCAAAGAUCAUGGCUUGUGAGACAGCAAAGGAAGCAUGGGAUAAGUUGAGAUUGGAAUUCCAUGGAAGUGACAAAUCAAAGCAAAUGCAAAUUUUCAAUUUAAAAAGGGAAUUUGCUCUGCUUAGAAUGAAAGAUGGUGAAUCAAUUAAAGACUACAUUGAUAGGCUAAUGAAAAUUAUGAACCAGUUGACUCUUCUUGGAGAAGUAAUUUCUAAAAAUAAGGUUGCGGAGCAAGUAUUGGUGAGUUUGCUAGAAAAAUUUGAGGCAAAGAUCUCAUCUUUGGAAGAUUCGAAAGACAUAAGCACCAUGACAAUUUCAGAACUUUCAAACUCUUUACAAGCUGUGGAAUUGAGACAAGCUUUCAGAGAUGGAGUCAUAAUAUCUGAAGGAGCUUUUGUUGCAAACCAAACAACAAAAAUGCAUGCUGGUUCCAGUUCAAAUAAGCAGCAAUUUGGCAAGAAAGGCAAAGAAAAGAAGGAGAGCUUUGAUAGAAGACAAAAAGGGAAGAAAGAGGGUGUAAAGAAUUUGGUCAUAUGGAGAAAGUUUGCAAGAACAAAGGUAAAACAAAUCAGCAGCAAGCUCAAGUUGCUGAAAAGUUACAGGAGAAGGAAGAGCAACCUGAAGAGCAAUUGUUUACAGCAGGCUGCUAUGAAGCUCAAGUCCAUUCUCAAACCUGGUUAUUGGACAGUGGAUGCACCAACCAUAUGA
Messenger RNA from Mangifera indica (mango), 957 nucleotides. RefSeq lists its product as uncharacterized. Bases 1 to 957 code for a protein of 318 amino acids. The transcript has 2 exons. NCBI's taxonomy places the organism in Eukaryota, Viridiplantae, Streptophyta, Magnoliopsida, Sapindales, Anacardiaceae. The record is from RefSeq and is a predicted model, not a curated record.